Messenger RNA from Aegilops tauschii subsp. strangulata, 1269 nucleotides. Its product is annotated as outer envelope protein 61-like. The record is from RefSeq and is a predicted model, not a curated record. Gene Ontology annotation, molecular function: protein binding. Lineage: Eukaryota; Viridiplantae; Streptophyta; Magnoliopsida; Poales; Poaceae.
AUGAACCCGGAGAUGAUUCGGUUGGCGGAGGAGCAGAUGCGGCGCAUGUCCCCGGACGACCUGGCCAGGAUGCAGCGGCAGCUCGCGUCCAACCCCGACCUGGUAAAGCUGGCAUCCGAGAGCAUGAGAAACAUGACUCCUCAGGACCUCAAACUUGCCGCUCAGCAGCUGAACCAAACUAGCCCAGAGGAGAUGCUUUCCAUCGCCGAAAAGCUCACCAUGGCUAAGCCCGAGGAGUUCGCCGCCAUGAAGGCUCAAGCUGACGCUCAGAUCUCACACGCCAUAUCUGGUGCCAAGGCCCUGAAGCAGCAGGGGAACGAGCUUCACGGCCGUGGGCGGUACGCCGAGGCUGCUACCAAGUACGACCUCGCCAAGGAUAGCUUGAAGAACGUGCCGUCGGCAGCAGCGCACACGUUAAGGGUGCAGUGCAGCCUUAAUCUCAUGUCAUGUUACAUGAAAUCGGGCAGGUUUGAGGAUUGCGUGAACGAAGGUUCGGAGGUUCUUCUAGGUAAUGAUGAUUCUAGAAAUGACGUCGUCAAGGCGUACUACCGGAGGGGCCAAGCGUACAGAGGACUAAGGAACCUUCAGGCUGCCGUCGCUGACUUGAGUAAAGCCCAUGAAAUCUCUCCCGAGGAUGAAACCAUUGCUGAGGUCCUGAGAGACACAGAGGGAGAACUUGCAGCUGAAGGAACUAUGCCAAAAGGAGUUGUUAUUGAAGAGGUUGUAGAAGAACUUCCAAAAGGAGUUGUUAUUGAAGAGGUUGUAGAAGAACUUCCAACCUUCCAGCCUCCGUCUUUGCAAAAUGUUGCGGAGAACCAUGAUGAAAUAGUAGUUAACAACCAGUCGCCAUCCAGUUCUAUAGCUGAUAUGCAAGAAGCCGUGAGAAAAUCCAUGGAAGACCCGGCUAUGCGGCAGAUGUUUGUGUCCAUGAUGGAGAACAUGAGUCCUGAUGUGAUGGCAGACUUGAGUCAGAAGUUCGGCAUUAAGCUCUCCAAGGAGGAUGCUGCCAAAGCGCAACAAGCUAUGUCUUCAUUAUCUCCAGAAGGUCUAGACAGAAUGAUGAGAUGGAUGGGCAGAGCACAGCGAGGAGUAGAAGUAGCAACCAAGACAAAGAACUGGCUCCUAGCCAGGAAGGGCUUGGUCAUUGCCAUUGUCAUGCUUAUCUUGGCCUUGGUCCUCCUGCGUCUUGGAUUCAGUGUCAAAUCCAUGUUAUGGGUGUGCAGUCAAUUAACUACAUGGCUUUUCGCCAAAACAAAUAGAUACAGGUGA